Procambarus clarkii (red swamp crayfish) is the source of this 591-nucleotide messenger RNA. NCBI's taxonomy places the organism in Eukaryota, Metazoa, Arthropoda, Malacostraca, Decapoda, Cambaridae. The record is from RefSeq and is a predicted model, not a curated record.
AUGGUGUUGAUGCCUGUAUUAAAAGAUGGUGGUGGUGGUUGCAGUGGUGAUGACUAUGGCAAUAACAGUAAUGCUCCUGGGUGUGCUGGCUACACUGUAGACGGGUACACUGGUGCUGGCUACACUGUUGAAGGGUACACUGGUGCUGGCUACACUGUUGAAGGGUACACUGGUGCUGGCUACACUGUUGAAGGGUACACUGGUGCUGGCUACACUGUUGAAGGGUACACUGGUGCUGGCUACACUGUUGAAGGGUACACUGGUGCUGGCUACACUGUUGAAGGGUACACUGGUGCUGGCUACACUGUUGAAGGGUACACUGGUGCUGGCUACACUGUAGACGGGAACACUGGUGCUGGCUACACUGUAGACGGGUACACUAGUGCUGGCUACACUGUAGACGGGUACACUGGUGCUGGCUACACUGUAGACGGGUACACUAGUGCUGGCUACACUGUAGACGGGUACACUAGUGCUGGCUACACUGUAGACGGGUACACUGGUGCUGGCUACACUGUUGAAUGGUACACUAGUGCUGGCUACACUGCAGCCGGCUACACUGAUGCUGGCUACACUGCAAUUAUCUACUGA